Molecule: messenger RNA, 729 nt
Organism: Rhipicephalus sanguineus (brown dog tick)
Lineage: Eukaryota; Metazoa; Arthropoda; Arachnida; Ixodida; Ixodidae
Exons: 1
Molecular function (GO): nucleic acid binding
Source: RefSeq, a predicted model, not a curated record
AUGAUCAACCCCGUCGCUACCGUUGAAAAGUACCCACUGCCUCCGAUUGAAGAUCUCUGGUCGGCAUUGGUUCCCCCGUACCACCCUGCUUCAAAUGGUGCAGCUGAGCGGGUGGUGCAAACUAUUAAGGUCAAGCUUAAGAAGAGCCAGGCUCGGAAUUUCCGUACGCAAGUUGCCCACAUGCUUUUCCAAUACCGGAAUACACCCCAUGAUGUCACCGGCCGUGCCCCCUGUGAGCUCCUGCUAGGACGGAUGGUGAAGACACCGUUCGACAUUUUGCAUCCAGACCUCCGGUCCACGGCGCUGCUCAAGCAGCUGAAGCAGAAUCUGGCUGCUGACAAAGGGUGCCGUCCUGGAUUGUUGCCCGAGCCUGGAGUGCCAAUAUUCGCCAGGAAUUUCCGUUCUGGCCCACCUUGGUCUGCUGGACAAGGGUUCUUGCCUGCAAGCUCCUCCUCUCUGCUCGUACGUAUGCAGGAUGGAACCACAUGGCACCGGCAUGCUGACCAUGUGAGGGCUAACCGCGGGACCCGGCUUGCAUCCACAGCAGCACCAGCUGCAGCCAGUGAGACGACAACCACUACGCAAGGGACAGGCGCCUCCAGUUGUGCGCCACUAGUUGGGCCACCGCCAAGUUCACUGCCAUUUCUGUCAACCACGGCAGAGCCUCAGGAUGAAUCAAGCACGGCUCAGGCAGCACCUGGUGCUGCCGCACCUAGUCCCUCAACACCU